Sinocyclocheilus grahami is the source of this 1538-nucleotide messenger RNA. It is a transcript of the gene cahz, whose product is annotated as carbonic anhydrase. Gene Ontology annotation, biological process: carbon dioxide transport; regulation of pH. Gene Ontology annotation, molecular function: carbonate dehydratase activity; zinc ion binding. Lineage: Eukaryota; Metazoa; Chordata; Actinopteri; Cypriniformes; Cyprinidae. The record is from RefSeq and is a predicted model, not a curated record. Gene Ontology annotation, cellular component: cytoplasm. The coding region runs from base 125 to 907 and encodes 260 amino acids. The transcript has 7 exons.
UACCAGCAGGGGACCUAUGUCUGUAUAAAGGCUGACAUAGUUUAGAAGCACCAGCAGUUGCUGGUCUUUAGCAUCCAGGUCUUACAAACAGAGGAGUGGAACACACUGAACGACACAAAUAAUCAUGUCUCACGCUUGGGAUUAUGGAUCAAAUGACGGGCCAGAAAAGUGGGCAGAAAGCUUUCCCAUUGCAAACGGACCCAGGCAGUCUCCCAUUGAUAUCGUACCCACCCAAGCACAAAAUGACCCUUCUCUGAAGCAACUCAAAUUGAAGUAUGACCCCGCCACCGCUAAGGGCAUCCUCAACAAUGGCCAUUCAUUCCAAGUGGAUUUCACUGAUGACGACAACAGCUCAACUCUGGCUGGAGGUCCCAUCACGGGAAUAUACAGGUUGAGACAGUUCCAUUUCCACUGGGGAAGCAGUGAUGACAAGGGCUCAGAGCACACCAUUGCUGGAACCAAAUUCCCAUGUGAGCUUCAUCUCGUUCACUGGAACACUAAGUACCCAAACUUUGGAGAAGCUGCCAGUAAGCCUGAUGGCCUUGCUGUGGUUGGAGUUUUUCUCAAGAUUGGUUCCGCCAAUCCAAGACUUCAGAAAGUGUUAGAUGCUCUUGAUGACAUCAGAUCAAAGGGCAGACAGACUACAUUUACCAACUUUGAUCCUAAAACCUUGCUGCCCGCCUCUCUGGAUUUCUGGACUUACGAGGGGUCUCUGACCACACCUCCUCUACUGGAGAGUGUCACCUGGAUUGUUCUGAAAGACCCAAUCAGUGUUAGUCCUGCUCAGAUGGCUAAGUUCCGUAGCCUUUUGUUCACAUCUGAAGGAGAGGCACCUUCCUGCAUGGUUGACAACUUCAGACCCCCUCAGCCUCUCAAGGGGCGCAAAGUCCGUGCAUCCUUCAAGUAAACAGCAGUAUGGAUGCCACAACCCUCCCACUGCCUUCUGAUCAUGGUGCUUUUGAAUGGUUCACAAAAACAUUCCCAGUGAAACUGCUACUAAAAUAUAACAUACCCUUGCUUACAUUGCAGUGUUGAUAACAAGAAAGCUGAAUCUGCUCUUUGAAAACGGUCUGUUUUUGUCAUAAAUGCUUAUAUUAUUACUUAACAUGAGAAAUAGUAUUUAAAAUGCUUAUAUACUCAGUGCUUAAUAACAAUGGAAGCCCCAGCUGUAGAAACAGUGGUUUGUUAACUAAACUGGACAAAUGGGAGAAUAUUUAAUUCCCAGUUCAUCCCAGUUUGUCUUUGAUUGCUCCACUUCACACUUUAUUUCUAGCUUUACAGAAUUGUACUAUACUCCAUGUUAUUUAAUAGGAAAGACAUCAUGGUUCUUUUUGUGUUUAUGGCAAUGGGUGAAUGUCAGUUAAAUGUUUAACUGGUUGUAUGUAUUGAAGCUGAAAUACCUACAGGAAAGCACUUAUUAACAGCAAUAUUUGUGUUUUAUUAUUUCAUUAUUUUAAUUUCUUUUAAAAUUAGUUUCUAGGAAUGUUGUACCAUGAUGUUCUGCCAUAGAUACUAUGAUAUCGAUAUUUCAAAAUGAA